AUUGUUGUCUCGCCGCGAUCGCCGAUCGGUUGCGCGUCGAGCGGGUUUCUUUCUGAUUGGCACUGGCCGUUGUGCCUGUCUGCCAUGUUUUGUUAAAUUUCUGGGGUGUGUUUCGAGUUUCAAUUGCACCGAUUACGACCCCAGCACGAAAGAUCUACAAUGGGGGGAUCCAAGGAAGACCUACACCUAUCUGAAUAAACGAAGAAGCAACUAAGACAUUUUAUCAAGCCGCAACCUAACCUACGCAACCCCCAAAAGAAUCAGGACUUGGAACAACAACAACAACAACAACUUGGAACAAUGGAUCUGUGUGGAAUCAGUGCUCUGUAAACAUGACUGGUACCCAAGUGUAUCCAGUCCUAGUUUUUUGCACACAGCAUCACUCGAGCAAUCAAAACCAAACCUCACGUGAGCGGACACUCGGCUGUAUGGCACAACCUCAUUCCUAUUUUUUAUAAACAUAUUAUGAAGUACCCUGGUCUGGUGUCCAUGCCCUCGGCAGUUUCGAAUUGGCUGGAGGAACAAUUGGAGGCCCGCGGCAUCGACGCCGUUCUCUACACGCGUUACGUCCUCAGUCUUCUGCACACUCACACCCUCGACGUCAUCUGUCCCGAUGAGGACGACUACUACCACUCGAAAUCUUUGAGCAAGGUGACGGCGACGGCGGGAGGCCGGAGACGACUGCGUCGCUCUACCGAAUGGUGGCGUCGUGACGCCCAUCACGACGCUGAACAGCUGAAACGUUCGGCUGCGGUCGAAUGUCUCAUGUCGGCAUCCGAUCAGAAUUGUGAAAUAGAGUCUCUGGUCGACGAAUUGUGCGAAAAAUUGAAAGAAAUCAAGGGCGAGCAGCAGCAGCAGGAGCAGCAGGAAGAGAACAAGAGAAGAGAAGUGGAACAGACGCCAGUGUCGCCGAAGGAACAGGCGGAAAAGUAUUACGCCGCGUUCCCGCCGCUGCGCCGCGACCAAUCCGCCGCCCCCAAUUCGCCCUCCAAAUUAAUCGCACUCAUACCCAAGUGGAUACCGUCGCCCAAGAAGAAACAGUCGCCGUCUGGUGCCAGGAAACCGGCUCAGUCCCAUCCCACCACCAACAGUCGGUCCGGAAUCGGUGCCAAAUUCCAACAUCAGCAACACCAGCACCACCACACCUACCACACCACUCCGAAAUCCUCGAGGAGCAAUUCCGACGGACAAAACAUGAAAUCGCGUUGCGGCAACGUCAAGCAGCGCCACCACGGCUACUUGCCGCGUUCGAAGCGCGACUCCGGUUCGUACGGACGCGCCAACGGAUCUUGGGACAGAGCCGCCAUUUUUGGCGGUUGCUCUUCCACUCCCGGACGCAAGGACAAAAAAGAACAACAGCAAACGGCCUUCGGAAGUGACGACCAAUGCUUGAGCGAACACGAAAUGCCGCCGCACCAUCACCACGACGAAGAAAUGAACAUGUAUGACGACCUACCGGUUAACAUCAGGGAGUUGCUGGACUCGCCGACGCCGCCCGAUCACUUCGAACGGGUGGACAGCGUCGAAAUGAUGAACCUGGCCAACUUGCAACAGGACCGAAAGGGCAACGGCAGCAAGCCCAACUUCAUCUCGUGCAACAUCAUCAGCUCGAUCUGGUCGCAGGACGAGACGCAGCGCAUGGACGAUGAGUCGACGAUGAAUUUGGAGAAUUGCUUCAACUCGGUGCUGGAUCGCGACUUUGGUUGCAUAAGUAUUGCGACUCCGCAACAGAAGCCCGCUUGGCCGGCGUCCAUUCAAAACGAGGCCAAUUCUCUGUUCGAAGCGAUGAGGGGGAUGAAGGACGAUCUAGUUGAUGCCUCGUUCAUGGAUGGAUUUCACAGUUUGCCGUCGGUGUGGUCCUCCCCCAAUGGACAUAAAGACUCUUCGUUCGUUCAGCCGGAAUGUUUCGAAAAUGAACAUCUACUCAAUCGUGUGGCCGUCAGUCUGAUGGAAAUCAAUCACAACAAGGAGAAGAGCAGUUUCGCUGAAGUCAUACCGGGGGCAAGUAAUAGUAAGAUCAUUGGCAAUGGCAACAGGAAGAAGGAUCUGACCAAAGCACAGGCUCCUUUUAAUCCCUUCGGUUUUUCAUUUAGUACUAAACGCACUGGGUAUUCUAACAAUAUUAGCAACAACAACAACAACAACACCAUUGAAAAGGAAGAUUUGCUGACAUCCGAGAAAACUCAUUUUCGACCUAUAAAUGAAAGCAGCGAAACUGCGAUUAAAGGAGUACAACGAGGUGAUUAUGCGGACGGAGCAACAUUUUACAUCUCAAACAAGUUGGAUAAGGUGAACUACAAACGAAGCGACAGCGGCUCUUUGUAUCUGGAAAUGGAGAACGGUCAAAUGAAGCAAUAUUGGGAGUAUCGUUUGGAAGAGGAUGGAUCGAUGAUGUCUUCGACUACGCCCCGUCGUCAGAACGAAGACGAGUUUGUGGUAAAAUUCAGCGUUUGUCAGAACAACGUGGCGUGCCAAACCGACGACAUCGACGACAUCAUCCCCUAUGGCAUAGAAAAUGAUACCACUGUGAGCGGGAUGGAGUUGUCCGCGUCCGAAAACGACGAGUACAAAUUAGGGCAGCUGUCUUCCGACGAGGAAUCCAACAAAUUUUUGCGUUCGUUAAUGGGAACGGACGUGCAGGAGAUGGCCGAUUUGGAGAAAAGCGAGACGCGAUCGGAGAGCACCACCAUGGCCGAAAUCAGUUGGCGUUACGAAAACAAAUCGUGCGACAACUGCAACAAUAAUUCGCUGCAGUGGAGUGCCGAGUGGCCCAGAGACGUCCACAACGGUUCGGAAUGGGAUAGCGUGGCUCUCCGUAACAUUUGGCUGGGCGGUGGUGGGGACGGCGACACGGCAGACACGUGCGAAGCGUGCACACAAAACCAGAAAGGCGACCGACCGCCGCCGGCCGACCCCACAUCCAACGCCCAACUGCGCGAGGACAUUCUGCUGGACGGCGAGCAACUGCUCUCCGAUUUGAGCACCACCUUACAACAAAAUUAUCGGGAAGACUUGCCUCUAUUCACCCACGACUAUUUCGUUCCGAAGGAACGUAAGCGACGCCACUCCUACAUCAGCGGUGACUUGGGAGGCGGCGCCAAUGCUAUAACGACGCCCGCUCCCAGCCGCGGCUCCUGGAGCUUCGCCUCGCGUCUCGAAGAGGACUGUCUCAUCCAGAUGUCCACCAUUCCGACGCUGCGUUCUGUAACGCUCUAGAAAACCACCCCCCCCCCCCCCCGAACGCCGGACCGACCGAUAGAAAGAAUGGAAUAAAUGUGGGAGACAAAUAAAAGGUGAGACGUGGACGAUGGGAGAGCCGCCUCCUCGGAUCAGUCGACGACCACCCGAACGAAGCGAGGGACUCGUCGUCGACCCCAAACACGAAAACUGCCAUAUUAAUUUCAGCGCAGGUUUGCCAACGAGCAACACAUGAGGACAAAGGCCGCUUCUCACCUACCGUCGCCUCUCCGAAAUCUCCCGAUUCGAUCCGGUUCGUUCCUCCCCCCUCCAAAAAAAAAGUUUAGUUUAAUUUUGAGUCGGUCGAACUCACCAUCAUCCCUCCGGGCCGCAAGUCAGCACGUGAAUGUUGCAUUUUUUAUACACGCAUCGCAUCAGUUGGUGGCUGGCUGGUGGCUGGAGACGCGUGAAGCGUUGAAUUCGACCGACUCGCCGCUAGGAAAAGAGUCGGGACAGAUUGACGUCACCACGUCGCAACGGUGAGUAUUGGUUUGUCCCGUUUUGUUUGUAUGUGCAUAUACUAUAUUUAUCACAUUAAGUGUACAUAGGAUAUGCGAAAAUGGCUCAGUUAUUAUUAUAUUCUCAUCAUUACAUUUCUCGGUUCAAUGGAAAAACGUUUUUCCUGUGCUAUAUCCAAAUUCGAUUCAGUUUUCCAUGCUUUCACAUCAGAAGAGUGUCUUAUAUACAUAAAAUAGGUGUUAAACGUUUUUAAAUUGGACGUGGACCGCUUCAUUAUAUUCUAUCUAAUUAAUUAUUCUUUUUGUUUUGUUUGUAUAUAUAAAUAUAUAUAAGUAUAUGAAAGAAAUAGUGUUACAUGUAAAAAAGUAAAAGGAGAAACGGUCACUGUCGUCACUGUCACCACUGUUUUCGUUAGUUUCAUCCGCGAAAUUUUUGAUGUUGUAAUUUACUGUCGUUGAUUCUGGAACAUGCGAACCAAAAUUAGUGAACGCAUGUUCCGUGGUGCACCCCGGUCAAAAUACGUCCGAACGUUUCGUUUCUUAUUUUCAUUUUAUUGUUGGUAAAAGUCGUAUAAAAAACGGCACCGGGGUACCAAUUCGAUUGUUGUUGAUUUUAUUUUAUAAUUUUAUAUUGGUUAAUUUCUAUUUUGAAUUUUUUGUUAACGCGGAACAAACGCAUCGAUCCGUCAAACAAACACUUACACACUGUUUAAAAGUUUAAGUAUACACACACACAUUAAACACACAGAAACACUCACGAUACAACACCCAACGAUCCAAUAAAAAACCACACAAAAUUCGAGUGAUGAUUGAUGUUGUAGAGCAGUAGAACACGAUUCCGUUCCUGAAACAGGGAAGGGAAGGAAAGUACGUAUAGUUUGGCGGAUCACUACUCAAAAUGAAUGAUAAUACACUUUUCGUGUCUACCGUUAGUUUUGUUUUUUCCUACCAGAGAAACCAGAAGUUGUGUGUAUCUUAUGUAUAAUAGGCGGGGCGUUAAACUUUCUGCGUUGUCUUCGAACGGACGAAGAGUUACCAUCGAAAAUUGUCCUUCGAUUCGCCCCUCACCUCUUAGUUCGUUAAUAUAUCUUUUACAUAUUGGAAAUGGGUACUGUUGUACUGGUUUAUUAUCGUUUAGUUUUAUAGUUGUUUAUAUUUCAUUUUUGUUUGUGUUGCGUAGCCGAGGAGACACCUGCAUUGCACCACCACACCAGCGCACCAACUUACCACCUCAGCAUUCUCCUGCUCCUCUGCUCUUCUGCCCUUCCAGCCCUUCUGGUCUUGUUCCAACGACUAAACUGAUCAUCAAUUUGUUGCGUAAAACAACUCCUAAAUCACACUCUGGGAUGUUGGUUGCCUGUGUGGGUGGUGCAACGCAGGUUCCGGCCGUGAACCAAUGUAAUUAGGUACGAAUGUAAGAUAAUAUUGAUUUAUCAUAUGCAAGAAAAGAAAGUAAAGAAAAAAGCAAAAAAAUUCAAGUUCAUUUGAUAUAGAUUAGCUUUGUGUUUUACACUUACUAAAUAACAACGUCGGUGUUUUUCAUACCGAUUGCUGGCUGGACUUAAAGCUGGCAAUUUCCAAAAAAUACCCCCGAAAAAUAAAUAUCACUAGUCGUCAUAUCGUGUGGAAUUUUCAAUUUUUGAUUAGCUUCUUUCAUGGCGUGUAAAUAAAAAACAGUUUUGUUUUAUUUUUGAGAUGGAGAUUUAAUCGGGCGCGAAUUGGAUGAGUGCGAAACGGAAUGAAUGUCAUGGAACAGUAGGAUGGUGGUUUAAAAUAAUCAAAAAAUAAAAACGAAAAGAAAAAAAUGUGCUAGCCAUAAUUGUUUAGGUGGACAUGACGCAUUCACGCACGCACCGUGCACGUACAAGUGCUGCGUGUACAUGUGGUGCGAUGCCGUCGAAUGGCUCCGACCGAUCGAUCCAAUCAUCCCGUUUUUUAGUUGUCCGGUCGGAGAGUCGAUUUCGAGUGAGCAUUAGUGAUUGGUAAAUAAUCGGCUUUUUCCUCUUCUCUCCCCCACACCACACCACACCAUAUUAAUUAAAUGUCGUCGUCGAUGUCGCUGUGGCAUGUGCAUAUUCUCCCACAUUCUAAUUGUAUCCCCCUAUCCAAAGUCAUUCACCGAAAUCCUGCCAAUCACUGUAUGCCUAUAUUACUACAAUACAAUUUAGAUAUCGUAGAGAGUAAUGUUUUAUUUUAGUGCCUAUUCAAAUACAUACAUAUAUAUAAAUAUAUAUAAUAUAUAGUAUAAUUUGACCUUUUGCCUUAAAAAUAAAUGAAACAAGGACAUCUACAUGUAAUCACUCGAGUUGUAUGUUGUUUCUAGUAUAAAAUUGUGAAUCAGUUAUUCGAAAACGAAAAUGCUAAUAAAAAUAAAAAACAAUAACAAAUAAUAAAAUAAAUAAUUAUAAAAGCAGAUUGAUUAGCUUCCUUUGUAGAUAGUGUUCAUUUAUUGCCAGGAAAGUGUAACGUUUCAUUUUUACUCUUCAUCUGAUUGAUAUAGGUACAUACUUGUAAUUGUGUAUUUUUAAACGAUGAUUUAUCAUCCUAAGUUUUGCCCAUCGAAUCAUCUACACUAUUAACAAAAGAAAAACAUUGAAAAAAGAAACAUAAUGUAUAUUUAAAAAGAAUUUUAGUACUUGCUUCCAUUAUUAUAUAUUAAUAUUUUUGAUGAUUUUCUAUCGUUUGGUAAUUACUAAAAUUCAGCACCACUAACUGAUAUGACAAUGUCGUAGUUUCUAUCUACAUGUUUGUAUUAUGAAUAUUGUUCAUUUGUAAAAUACAGAAGAAAGUAAAAUAAAGCAAGUACAAAACCA
This is a messenger RNA of Aethina tumida (small hive beetle), 6508 nucleotides long. RefSeq lists its product as uncharacterized. The transcript is spliced from 6 exons. The record is from RefSeq and is a predicted model, not a curated record. NCBI's taxonomy places the organism in Eukaryota, Metazoa, Arthropoda, Insecta, Coleoptera, Nitidulidae. Bases 466 to 3216 code for a protein of 916 amino acids.